Dimorphilus gyrociliatus is the source of this 1279-nucleotide messenger RNA. Lineage: Eukaryota; Metazoa; Annelida; Polychaeta; Dinophilidae. The record is from the annotation of a GenBank genome assembly.
AUUAAUGAUGACGCACAGUGUACGGUAGAAGAGGGAUGUCUUCAACAGCAUGACAUCGGACGUUGGAUUUGCUCUUUGAUGAAUAUAACGGGCUUAAAUGGAUCAGUAGGUUGGUCUUGAAAGUUGUGUUUUUGUAAGUUGCAUUAAUUUUGUCACGACACAUGAUUGUCGAUAAGCAGUCGAUGUUUAACUUAGCAACGGUAAAAACCGUCUAAUAUUUAAACGUUGCUUAGGCAGAAGUCUUUGAACUUAAUCACUGCCCGUUCAACUAUCUUCCUAUUACGUCUUGGAUUCCUCAGAAGCAGUAAAUUUAAUAGUUACUUUAAUUUCAUAAUAUUAGCCUGAUACUUUAAACAGACUGUUUAUUAGUAAUUGAGCCUCAUACUAAGGUUAAUGAGUAUAAUUCAAGGAGGAGAAUCAAUACCAUAAAUAACAAUGGAAGGCUAGCAAAUCCCAAAUUGUUCUAUUUUCAUUGAUGAUAGGCCUAAAUGAUGUAAAGCGCAGGCUUUAGUACUCUAUAAAUAAACCGUAUCCGUUUCACUAUUUUUUGUGUAUAUUUUUCAGAUGUUACACGAUCAAUAACCUACAAUGACGAGCGGUGAACGAGGUGAAAGCGUUACGUCCGUCGAAAAAUCCCAACCGGAAGUGGGGCGAAAGCUAACUCCCUACGAAAAGGUUACAAAGGAUUUAUCGAAUGAUCCUAAUGCUAUGAAAGAAAUUACUUUGGGUAAACGUAUAGGAUUUUACAAAAUAAGGAGUGAAUUAGGUAGUGGAAAUUUCUCUCAGGUGAAAAUGGGCGUUCAUACCUUAACUAAAGGUAAUUCUCAUUUAAACAAUUCACAAUCAUAGUUUUCUUGAAAAUGUAUAUAUUUUUACUAUAAGAAUUAUAUGAAAAUUUGUAAAAAAUAGCGAACAGAAAAUCAUUGCUGUCCGUAUCUAUAUAACAGAGAAAUUGCUUAGCGACUCGGAGAUUUGAAACAAUAGCUUUAUAUCUAAUUUAUUACGGCAACUUGAAAGCAUAUUCGUAUGAAAAGUAGUUAAAAAUUUACAAUCUUUAUUAUUUAAAAAUAUGUGAUAACAAAUAUAUAGAAUAAGUACGUAUAAGGCUUUUAUUAGGUCCUUUUAGUUAUUAACUCAAUUAUGAAUAAUAUACAACUGGCUGCUAAUAAUCUUUUUAAAUAUCAAUCUAAUGUAUUUGUACAUGUAUACGUAUAUACAUAUUCGCUACAUUGUAUACAAUUCAUAAAUUAUACUAGAACAUCUCGUUAAAUGUUAAUAU